Zychaea mexicana is the source of this 387-nucleotide messenger RNA. RefSeq lists its product as uncharacterized. Bases 1 to 387 code for a protein of 128 amino acids. Lineage: Eukaryota; Fungi; Mucoromycota; Mucoromycetes; Mucorales; Lichtheimiaceae. The record is from RefSeq and is a predicted model, not a curated record. The transcript is spliced from 2 exons.
AUGAUUGAGAACGGUUCUGAAGAGCUUUGGCCAAACAAAAAGUGUAGUAUACAGGCUCUACAUGAUCAAAGCUCGACAAUACAUCCAGAUAUUCUAUUGUCGUACAUUACAGACUCGGUCGAGAUAAAGCCGGACGGAUGGUGUAGGUUCAGAACUUUGUCGUAUCUCGAAUAUAAAAGCAAUCAAGAUAAAUACGCCGACAUCAAAAAAAGAAUGCAUGAGUACAUGGUGGCUAAGGGAAAAAGCAUUUGUUUAUCUUACAUCUGUGGUGGCAGCCAGACGGAAUAUGAAAAACUGGUCAAAAGGAUGUCUUAUGGUGUCGCCUUUGGUGAUAUUGAGGCCGACUGUCCCAAGGAGUACUGGUUUGACGGAAGCGUGGAUAUUUAG